CCCAGGCCACUACAGGGUCGGAUCGCCAUGCCCUCCGACGACGUCCUCCUCCUCGUCCACCAGCUCCCCGUCGACAUGGAGGAGCCCCACGAGGGCCGCCUGGCCCACAUCCUCCCCCCGCUCCACCGCGCCCCUCCCCCGCCCCCCUUCCGCCCGCCUCCCCCUCCCCAAGCCGCCGCCUCCGCUGAGCCCCGCCUCUCCUUCCGCGGCUGGCUCGGCGCCCCCCGCCAUUGGGACCUCUGGGUCGCCAAGCUCCGCCCCCUCCACGCCCGCCUCUGGCGCCGCCUCGGCAUCCACGACGCCGUCCUCGCCUCCACCUACCGCUUCAAGCGCGACGCCCCCGCCGUCCUCCACCUCGCCUCCUUCUGGUCCCCCGCCACCAGCACCUUCGUCUUCCCCUGGGCCGAGGCCACCCUCACCCUCCAGGAUGUCGCCCUCCUCGCCGGAUUCCCCGCCCGCGGUGCCCCGAUCCUCGCGCCGCUCCCGCCCGAGUGGCGCCCCGACGAGGCCGCCCUCAACGGGGUGCGCCUCGGCUUCAACCGCAGCGCCUGCAAGAAGGCGCACCACUCCGCAUGGGUCAAGCACUUCCUCACCGACCACACCAACGACGCUGUCCUCGAGCACGCCGCCUUCCUCGCGCUCUGGCUCACGCGCUUCGUCAUCCCAGGCCACCCGGAAUCCACCAUGCGCCAGGCCGUCUUCCCCAUCGCCGUCCGCCUCGCCCGCGGCCAGGGCGUCGCCCUGGCACCUGCCGUCCUCGCCUCCCUCUACCGGGACCUGCGCGACAUCAAGGCAUUCCUCGUCGCCGCCGGUGCCGCCGCCACCACCGCCAAUGCCGAUAUGCUGUCCUCCUCCUUAUCCCUCUACGCGCCCCUCUACAUCCUCCAGCUCUGGAUGUGGGAGCGCUUCCCUGCGCUCAGGCCUGGACGGGCUAACCCGGUCAGGGACGGCGAGCCCAUGACCGCUCGGUGGCACGAUCUAAGCAGGAAGCUCAGUCCGACGCUGAUACGUGAGGCCCUCAGUUCAGGGGACAACUUUGUGUGGCAACCUUAUGCCACCUCUGUGAAGAAGCACACCGGGUGGGUUCGCAGCAGUGAUCUCGCCGGGAAUGAUGAACUGGGAUCACUUGCGCAUUGCUUGCGCCCUUGUGAGCUUGUGGGGAUGGAUUGCAUUGAGCAGUACCUCCCGCACCGCGUUGCAAGGCAGUUUGGACUGGACCAAGAUGUGCCUGGGGAUGUUUGCCGUGCCAAUCAGGAUUGGGUGGUUGCUUGGCAAACCUAUGAAUUGGAGGGAAAGAAUGUGGCUUUCUUCAUCCCUCACUCCGAACCUGGGAUCACAGCGCGGUACGCACAGUGGUGGAGGCAGCAAUUGCCGCAUGCUGAUAUAGAUGCUGGGGCAGCAAGCAUUCCACUGGAGUGGAAGACUUCCAAGCGCAAGGUGAAAAGGACACCAGCGGCCAUGGAAGCUGAUGCUGAGAAGGAGCGAAAGAUGAAGAAGGUUCGUGUCUCACCUAGUGACAAAAAGCGCAAGCUUGAAGAGUUGUAUGACGCAAAGUUGUCGGAUUGGCUUGCAACUGCAAGGAAUGGGAUCAGUGACGCUGCUGGUGGCAGCUCCAAAAGGGGAUCCUUGCCAAAAUUUGACACAGGAUCAGAUGAGGCCUUGUUACCUAAUAUUCAAAACAGCAAUGAUGAUGUUGUGCUACUUAUGCCAAGGAAGCAGACAACAACUCCUGCUGUAAUGGUAUUGAAGGAUAAUGACAUGAACCCGGCUCUAGGAGAGAGAGGAAACUUCAUAGUUGAUAAGCCCCUGGAUAUCCCCAGUGAACCUGAAAGAGGUGUUACUGAAACGCUGGAGGAGGAAAUACUUAAUAUUCCUGUAGAUAGGUCUCUUGAUACCACAGAUAGGCCAGAAGAAGGAGCCACUGCGGUAAUGGAGUUGCAGAAGGAAGCUAGUGGUGUAUCUGAUAGAUCUGAAGAAGUUACUGCUCCAGUCAUAGAAGAGAUAGUAGAAAAGGUUGCCAUAGAUGGAGUUAUUUGUGUUACAGAGAUGGGUCCAUCGGAAAAGGACAUAGCAAUUGUAAUGGAAGCACAUGAAGGAAAUGUUGUUUCAGAAGAAGUUGGAAGAGCUGCUGAGGAAGCAAUUGAAGCUGUGCCACAGAGCCAACAAGAAGUUGAUGCAGGCGUUAUGAACAUUUCUCAUGAUGCAGUGGCUUUACCUGAGGAAGAACUUCCAAUUCAGCACACAAAUAAUGGUGGUGGAUGUAGUGAGGUGUCUUGCAUAAUGGAAGAUAGUAAUGUAGUUGGAGGGUUGGCCACAAAUGAUGGACAAACUACUGGUUGUGAUUUUGUCAUUGAGGAAGAGAGGGAGGUUCCUUGUGUAGAAGAGAUUGGAGGAGGAGAAAACAAUCAAAUGGUUGAGAAAGAUAGGGAGGAAAAGCCCCAGGAAGCUCCUCAGAUCGAGACAGUGGAAUGCGUACAAGACACUAUUCUUAUGGGAACAGACAAUGAUGGUGAGCAAAAGAUAGUUCAUCCAACAGUGGAGGAAGCAGCAACUUCCAAUACCAUGGCUCCAGCUCUUCUGGGUGUUCCUGAAGCAGAAAAUGCAGAAGUCAAUAAAGAUUUUAAUCUAGCAAAGAAAGAUGCUGAUGAUAUGCCCAUGGAAGUUGCAGAAGGAAAGGAACCAGAACAGGAACAAAUUAAUACUUUGGCAAAGGGAGGUGCAGAGGAGGUGCACGAGCAAUUUUCUGAAGUAGAUCACACAGACAUGGCAGAUCCUAGGAUGCAUUCAUGCUUUACUACUGAGAAGCCCGAGAAAGCUGCUGAAGUAGAGCGUGAAGAAAUUGAUGGCACUACGAGACUAACUGGGAGAGAUACUGAUGAAAAGCUUGGAGAUGUCCCUGGAGUUGGGCAUGCAGAAGUUGAAAAUGUUGGGGGGCUGAUAGUGAACGCCGGUGAUGAGAACCUUGCAGAAGUUUCGCAAGUAGAGCCUGCAAAAGUGGAAGAUAUGAAUGGUUUGAUGAAAGAGGAUACAAACAACAAGUCUGAGGAUGUUCCUGAAUCAGAAAAUACAGGAUCGGAAGGAACUCAUGGGCCAAUGGAGGAUACUGAUGGUAGGCUCAAGGAAAUUCAUGAUGUCAAUGCAGAACUGGAAAAAGCCAAUGGGCAUGAGAGCGAUAGUGAUAGGCCUGAGGGCAUUCUGGAAGUAGAUCUACUAACAAGGGAUGAAGCCAAGUGGCCGGCGAAGGAAGAAAUUGGAGACAAUACUACAGAAGUUCCUCAAGUAAAGUAUGAAAAAUUAACAGACGAGGCACCGAUAGAGGAAAUUCAUGAUGUCAAUGCAGAACUGGAAAAAGCCAAUGGGCGUGAGAGCGAUAGUGAUAGGCCUGAGGGCAUUCUGGAAGUAGAUCUACUAACAAGGGAUGAAGCCAGGUGGCUGGUGAAGGAAGAAAUUGGAGACAAUACUACAGAAGUUCCUCAAGUAAAGUAUGAAAAAUUAACAGAUGAGGCACCGAUAGAGGAAGAUACAAAGGAAAAGCCCUGUGCAGAUGGCAAGGAUCGACCAGAAAAAGAAGUAGAUGUGUUCAAAGAGGUUGACAAUUUGAAACAAGCAGAAGGGGAAGGAUGCAAGGUGUUAAUUGAGAAAGAUGAGGAGAAUAUUAAUGACGCUCUUGAUAAGGAUGUGGUGGAAGAUUCAAAGAAUUCAACCAAUGCUGAGAUGCCAUGUAGUUCAGCUACUGAACAGUUAAAAGGAGAUCAGAUAGAAGUUUCUCAUGAAGGCUUGAUGGAGGAGCAAUGCAUUCACAAUGUUGAACUGAUUAAUCAGAGGGAACCAUCGUCUGAUGCAGCUGCUAUGAAGACUGAAGGAGUAUAUGACCACGGGACCUUGUAUAUGCAUGAGGAAGCGGCUCUGAAACAGAAACAGGACCACAUAAUCAUAUGCGAGAACAGGGAGACAACAAUAUUGGAAGGCAGCCAUAUGCUAGAUACUGGAGUGAAAUCCGGUUUGGUCAGUCUGGAGGUUGAUGAAACUCAUGUGACAGGAGGAAUUCAAAACCAGGAAAUUUUGGAAGUGGACAAGCAACUAGCAAUGGAGGGAAGACAAGAUCUAGGAACUACAAUUGAAAACCGCAAAAUGAGUAUGUUGGAAGAUGCAGAUAUUCUUGUUUGUGAUGAACAUCAAAUUAACCCAACUGGUACGGAUGUUAAUGAGGUUGAGUCUACCAAAGGAAUACAGAACCAAGAACUUUUGGACAAUAAAGAACAACAAGCAAUGGAGGAAAAACAAGAUCUGGGAACUACAAUUGAAAACUACAAAAUGAAUAUGCCAGAGGAUGCAGAUAUUCUUGCUUGCGUUGAAUAUCAAAUUGAUCCAACUGGUACGGAGGUAAAUGAGAUUGAGUCUACCAAAGGAAUACAAAACCAAGAACUUUUGGACUACAAAGAAGACCAGGUAAUGGAGAAAGGAAUGGAGUGUGAAAUAACAGAUGGAAGUGGAAUAUCCUUGGAAGAGGCCAAUAAACUUGGUGGUGGUGGUGGAGUGGACACCGUUGCGGUUGCUGUGGAUGCUAGUGAUUCAAUGCAAAACAAGGAAGCUUGCAGCAUGGAGGAGUUGCAGGCAAGGGAGAACAAGCAGCACAAUGGAGUUGAACAUGCGAAUGAGAAGAGGAUUUUGGAGGACACAAGUAUGAUUGAUAGUGGUGAAUCGAAAUCUAAUGCAACUGUUUUGGAGGUUAACAUGGCUGGGUCAAGAGAGGGAACACUGAACCAGUGUGUUUUAAGUGUGGAGAAGGAAGCGGCAGCGCAGGAGAAGCAGGAUCAGGGAAUGGCAGAUGAAAACAUAAACAUAGAUUUGGCUGACAUAGAUGCACUUGAAUGUGGUGGAGUGAAACCUGAUGCGGCUGUGAAAAUGUCUAAUGAGACUCUUCUUAAAGGGCAAGCUGUUAAUAUAGCAGGGUUUAAAAUUUCUUUUGAGAACAAGCAAAAGGAAGCACCCUUUGAAGAACACAAUAUAACAGAAGUUGAAGGCUCUGAAUCCAAUCAAACUGCAAGGAAGGAGCCUGAAGGUGCUCUUCGACCGGAGCAUGAAAGCCUGGUAGAAGUGAAACAAGAAAAUUUAGAGAACGAAACAGAGAUGUCCAUUUGUAGGGAGAAUGAUGAAGCAUCUCGAAGAGAUCAGACCUCAGCAGAGGUUAUUAUUGUUCCUUCGGAUAUGGAUGAACGGGGUGAGAAUGAUAUUGGAUGGGCUGAAGAAUCAACAAAAAGCUAUGGCAAGUUAGCUUCUGAUUCAAUAAACACAGCCUGUCAUCACUCCAUCAGAUUUGGCAAGUCAAGUAAUGAAGAGGCUAGGAGAACACAAAAUAGCAGGUCUAUGUAUCUAAAAGAUAUUAAAGAAUCGCUGGGAAGAAUUCGUGCUGAACCAGCAAACAGAGCACAGACAACCAGUGUUGGGUAUUACUCUCGGCAUGCAGUUCAGGAACCAAUUUCAGUUUGCAAGGAUAUCAAAGUGCCUUUGCGUGACAGUGCAAGGGAUUUUGGAAGAGAUCGUGCACCAGAGUUGGUGGUUACAAGUCCACAAGAAGAGACUUCUCGAUGGAGACAAGAACAAUAUGCACUUCAAAUUUUUGAAGAUGUGCAAAAUGCUCGAGUUGCUGAGAAAACUCGGAUGGAGAUGGAGAUUAGAAUACUGAAGGCACAAAUUGCUAGCAUGGAGAGACAAGUUAUGAACCUGGAUCACUUCUCUGAGGUGAAGUCCAGAUCAAAAAGGCACUGACCUAUUCAUAGUUUCAACAUGUGAGUAGUCUGCCGGGGGGGAGUCGGAUGACAUCUGGGAGUGUGGCGAUUCAUCGUUGGAGCCAACAAAGUGGUCGAAAUCUGGCCGCUUCAGCCUCAUCACCAACUUGGGCUGUGAAAACAUCAUGAAAUAGCAA
Messenger RNA from Phragmites australis (common reed), 5926 nucleotides. RefSeq lists its product as uncharacterized. The record is from RefSeq and is a predicted model, not a curated record. Bases 28 to 5769 code for a protein of 1913 amino acids. Lineage: Eukaryota; Viridiplantae; Streptophyta; Magnoliopsida; Poales; Poaceae. The transcript is spliced from 8 exons. Gene Ontology annotation, biological process: meristem development; meristem maintenance.